GUUACCAUGUCGGUGCAAUGGGAAAUUGUCCUAAUGAGCUUCAUUCUGUUCAGUACCGCCCAGGCUGGAGGAUAUUGUGGACCGAACAAGAUGUAUGCGUGUGUGCCCACGCUUUUUUGUAAAGAUGGUCGCAGCACGCAAAGAAAUCCCGCUGCUUAUUUCAACAGGCAGUGCUUUUCGUUUGAGACUUGCUGUGACGUUAAUAGGGUAAUUUAUGGAAUGCGGUACACUGGAGGAGAGUUCGAGCCUGGUCCAUACGAACAAUCCAGCGAGCCGUUCAACAAUGCAGGUGGAAAAACUUCUGGCACAAACAGUCAACAGUCAACUGGUAAUACGGGUGGAAAUAGUCCGACCUUGAAAAAAAAGGGCGGAGUGUCAUCUAUAACAAACAUUCAAAAUACUAAUAAUGGCGGAGGCAAAACUUUUACAACAAAUAGUCAAAUGCCUAGUUAUACGAUGAAUAGUCAGCCAUCCAAUAACGCAGUUGGAAAAACCACUACUGCAAACAAUCAGGCACCCAGUGAAUCAGAUGGAAAAACAUUAACACACAGUACAAAUUUCCAUGCUCAUAAUUAUCUUAACAAUAAUUCCGGAAAAACUAAUUUAGGAAACCCACCUACGGCUAAUACUAAAAAUACAAAUAGUCCAACUUAUCAUCAUUAUCAAAAUGUUAAUUACAAUCCCAGUGGUAAUGCAGGCAGCGAUGUUGGAGUUUAUAGACAGUCUUGAAACAUUUAACUAAUAAUGCACAAAAUAUAACACAAAUUAAAGAUUAUUCAUAAAUUAAAGAUAAGCAAGAAAGCGAUUCGAAACUUUUAAUAAAUAAAUACAUAUUAAACAGCAGUAGACAUGGACCAACGCUAAAAAAAACUGGUGAAACCUUCACUCGAUUCGAGAAAUGAAAAGUGCGGUCUGAAAACCGUCUGGAAAACGGGCGAAAGCGAUGGAGAGAAAGGUCAGCUAGACCGCUGCAGCUGUCACCAUUGACAGGAAGUCAAAAGUUAGCGUCCCCCAAAAGCGGAACUGAAACUGACAGCAACAAACACACUCACCCACUCGCCUCAAGGACAGCCGAAAAGAAAAUCAAGGCAUGACAGAAAUAAAGGACAAAUAUCUAUAAGAAAAUAAAAACCGAAAUUUGAUUUCCACAGACAAGUAAAAUAUUUUUUACCCCAUCCUCCCCAUCUAUCGAACCUAUGCCCGCUGCUGAAACCAAAAGAAAUUUUAAUAUAAGAAAAAAAGGAAAGCAGGAAAAGAAAAUAGAAGGACGUUCCGAGUGCGUUUUCCAGCUGUUUCCCUUCAACGAGAAUUUGUCAUUUCUUCUUUUUCGUAUUUCCCUGUCUCAUUCUAAGCUUGUUUGCAUGUGUUUCUCAGUCUGUUUGUGGUUUGUCCUUCCUUUGUUAUUUAUUAUUGUUUUUCAACAGGAAAUUCGUUUCCCUUGUUGUUUUGCUUCCU
Drosophila mauritiana is the source of this 1455-nucleotide messenger RNA. Its product is annotated as probable serine/threonine-protein kinase DDB_G0276461. The transcript is spliced from 2 exons. Lineage: Eukaryota; Metazoa; Arthropoda; Insecta; Diptera; Drosophilidae. The coding region runs from base 7 to 729 and encodes 240 amino acids. The record is from RefSeq and is a predicted model, not a curated record.